AUGCCCCCACAUUCCCUCCCAUUUUCCUCUUCCUUCUUUAUCUGCUGCUCUGCACUCUGAUCAGAGUUAGGGUUUCAAUUCACUUCCCCCCGCACGAAACCCUAAAAUCCAAAUCCCCUCCAAAUUCCGCUCAAUUUCCUGCAAUUGGACUCACGCCAUGGACACGGGCAGCUCACAAGCUCCAGAUUCAUCCCAAUUUUACCUCCCCAUGCUCAGGGAAUCGAUCGACCGUUUCAUGCUAGAACACAGUAACGGCUCCACGGAUUUCACUAACUUCACUUCCAUCUUUUCCCGCUUACUUCAAACCUUGCCCGAUCCCCCCCUUGAAACCACUUGGUUCUAUGCUGCUCUUACUUAUCAUUCCACCAGAUACGCGUCCGGAGACCCUUCGGAGCAAGUCGUCAGAGUCAAGGACUUGUUUCAGUUGCUGAUCAGCUGUUCUGGUUCCAGCAGUUCGGUCAAAAGAAUUGCCGUUCUUGCACCGGUGUUUUAUGAGAUGUAUGGUUUAGUGAUCGAUACGAAGAGCUUGAGAAAAGAGGUUCAGAGCUUGUUGGAGGUUGUAAUUAGUUACAUCAGCAUAUGUUGUAGCGGGGAUAUUGAGGAGGAAGGUGAGUGCGAGGUUCUGAGUUCGUGUUUUGAGGAUUUGGUUAGGAUUUGGGCGCUCGAUAAGCUCACGAAGGACGUGAGGGGGUUCUUCCCGGUCAUCAGUGAUGGGGUUCGUGAAGGCAUACGAGGGGGAUGUGGGGUUGGUGUCUUAGCAGGGGCUGUUAUGUGUGAGGCUUUCUUGUUGAGACUGUGCUUGAAUUUUGACAAUCGGGUAUUGAGGGCAGAGCUGGAGAGGGAUAUGCAUGACUGGGUUGCUCGGACAAUAUCAGGAUUUAGGAGCUUUCACUUUUUUGAUAUACUUCUCAAGAUGUUGUUGGAACCGGUCUUGCCCAUCACAUCCUUAUUGAAAUUUGAAGAUGAAGUUCUCCUGCGAGAAGUCCUAUAUGAUGCUGUGAUAACGGUGGAGUAUCCCUUCAUCAGUCCUCAGUGCGGGAGAAAGUUUUGUGGGAAGCAAUUGAAAAGUGUUGCUGUAACGUUAUUGCUAGUUGCUGCGAGCGCCAUUUGGUUUAUGAGGGAGAAUGGAGACAAUUCCAAAGUCCAUACAUAUAUGAAUGCACUAUCUAGGUCUUGCCUGCCUUCUCUACUCUUCAAGUGGGUCACUCAUCAGACUGGUGCAAGGGAAAUAACGAGCAGGCCAGCCAUUUCCUCUCCUGCCGCUCUCAUUAAGUGGCUUCUAAUUGUGGAAGAUCUCGGGGUGAAGGUCUUUGACAGCAACAUUCUGAAGCUUCAUGCUAAGGCAGUUGUUUGCAAGUCGAGAGGAGAACACGAGCUUCCAGUAUUUAAGCUGGACACUGUAGAAAAUGCUCAUGAUGGUUUCUUAUUGACUCAUAGUGGAGAGUUGAGGGAAGAUCAUCAUGGUGACCUAGAGAUGGUCGACUCUGCAAAUCUGUCGCUUAUAUCCUCCACUGGCUCAAUGGACCAAACAACCUGCGAGGAUACAAGGAAACGCAAAGAUGGGAGGAAGGAUGAAAAAGAGGUACCAACGAAGUUUAUCAAGUCUCAUCUCCACGAGAAUGUAGCGAGGUGUCGGUUCUUCCCGUUGGGUAUCAAAGAUAAUUGAAGUGGAGAAACCGGUGUACUGUGGAGAUACAUUUGAAAUGGAGCAUUAGACACUGAAAUUUUGAGUCUUCUGAAGGCAGCAACUAAGCAAGCUUCUGAGGAUUGGUGUUUUGGGCAUCGAGUAAUCUAAUGCUUCGAGGAGGAACUUUGUUUCAAAGACAUGUUCUAACUUUUAAUCUAUUUUUUACUAAGGAUGGUGACUAUAUAGAGUUGAUGUAACUUAAACCAGCUGUCAGAAUCAUCGGCACGAGCCUAUUAAUUUCCGGCUUUACCCUAUGUAACGAGAGAACAUUGUUGUAGUACUAAUUAGCAUGUAAGAGCUCCUUUCUUUGCAUAAUAUCAAGGAUCUUGUCAAAUUACAUCUAAA
Molecule: messenger RNA, 2032 nt
Organism: Punica granatum (pomegranate)
Lineage: Eukaryota; Viridiplantae; Streptophyta; Magnoliopsida; Myrtales; Lythraceae
Source: RefSeq, a predicted model, not a curated record